Aspergillus steynii IBT 23096 is the source of this 980-nucleotide messenger RNA. Its product is annotated as pre-rRNA-processing protein PNO1. The transcript is spliced from 2 exons. The coding region runs from base 42 to 767 and encodes 241 amino acids. Lineage: Eukaryota; Fungi; Ascomycota; Eurotiomycetes; Eurotiales; Aspergillaceae. Gene Ontology annotation, cellular component: nucleolus. Gene Ontology annotation, molecular function: RNA binding. The record is from RefSeq and is a predicted model, not a curated record.
CGCUCCAGUCGUUCUCGGUCGAUCUCACAUUCCAUUCCAAAAUGCCUGCUCCUACGGCGCUGCGGCGCACCGAAGACGAACCCGUCAUUGAUUUCAACACCGGCGUCCCCCAGGCCGCACCUGCCGCCAACGACGACGAUGAAGUCCUCGUCGACAUGGACUCCGCUCCUCCUGCCCCCAUCCACCUCACCGCGGACUCGCAACCACAAAAUCUCGUGCACAUCCAGACCCGCAAGGUGCCCAUUCCGCCGCACCGAUUCACGCCCAUCAAGGCCGAGUGGCCCAAGAUCUACCCUCCUCUCUGCGACCACCUGAAGCUGCAGGUCCGGAUGAACAUCAAGAACAAGUCGGUGGAGAUGCGCAGCUCGAAGUUCACGACGGACUCGGGGGCGCUGCAGAAGGGCGAGGAUUUCGUGCGGGCGCUGGCAUACGGGUUCGACGUGGAGGACGCCAUCGCGCUGCUGCGGCUGGACGACCUCUUCAUCGAGACGUUCGAGAUCAAGGACGUCAAGAUGAGUUUGCAGGGAGACCAUCUGGCCCGUGCGAUCGGUCGUAUUGCCGGAAAGGACGGCAAGAUGCGCUACUCGAUUGAGAAUGCGUCGCGGACGCGCAUCGUCCUGGCCGGCCAGAAGGUGCACAUUCUGGGCGGGUUCCAGAAUAUUCGCAUGGCCCGGGAGGCCGUCGUCAGUUUGGUGCUGGGUUCGCCGCCCGGGAAGGUGUAUGGCAAUCUGCGGACGAUUGCGUCCCGGCGGAAGAUGAUGAUGUGAACGAUGAGCUGGUUGAUUUAUGUCGAUUUGGACGGCAGGCAUGGAGGCUAAUGAUUUUCCUUGAGUUUUCCUUUUUAUUUUCUUAACGAACGCUUCGGUCAUGGGAUUUGAAUGUUUUCCAACCAAAAAUUACCAGUGCUUGUUGAUAGAUUACCUUUAUCCCUCAUAUCUUAAGUGGCGCAUACAUGGUCUGAUCGGAAUUUACUACUUUAC